Molecule: messenger RNA, 730 nt
Organism: Cuscuta campestris
Lineage: Eukaryota; Viridiplantae; Streptophyta; Magnoliopsida; Solanales; Convolvulaceae
Source: the annotation of a GenBank genome assembly
AAAGGGUGAAAUAUCAGAAGAACUUAAAAGGGUGAUCGAAAAUGGCAGAAGAACCAAUUCUCUCUAGAAUUGAACGCCUUGACAACGUUCUGAAACAACUGGAAGGCACGGAAGCAUGUGGCGGCGGGUACGAGAAUAACAUUCAGUCGCCGAAGAGCUCCACCGUAUCCUCAACGGCGUCAAGCGUGGCGGAGCAAGGGUGGUCAUCGUCUCUGGACAACUAUUACUCUCCCAGAAGAAUAAGCCUGGAGAAGCAGUGCCGCCCCAUCGAGGAGGUGGUGACGGAGGCGGAGCUCAAAGGCACCAUCAUCCAACGCCUAGUCAACGUCGAGGACCGCCUCAGGGAACUCUGCAUGCAUCACCAUCAUCAUUUCGGAGAAACCCCCAAAAUCAUUUGCCGGAUGGUACCGGCGGCAGCCGCCACUUCAGCGGCUGAGACAAAGGGCGGUGGUGGUUUCAAGAAGUCUCAGCAGGUGCCCAAGAAAGGCGGUUUCAAGAGCUUUGUCAAGUCUUGUAUGAAAACAACGGGAAAAGGGGAUCACAACGCGAUCAGUACUUGAAUUAUUAGCAUUCACUCUGCACUUAAUGGUAGAUAUGACAUUAGUUUUUGGGCAGUUUGUGUCUUUUAUGAAAAGAAAAUAUUUAGAGAUGAUAAACUCUGGAUCAUUAAUUAAUGGGAGAAUAAGACUAAAACAUUGAAAAUGUAUCAAAAUAAGACUUCCAUGUUUUU